Messenger RNA from Lampris incognitus (smalleye Pacific opah), 1852 nucleotides. It is a transcript of the gene tmem254, whose product is annotated as transmembrane protein 254. Bases 151 to 522 code for a protein of 123 amino acids. The transcript is spliced from 4 exons. The record is from RefSeq and is a predicted model, not a curated record. NCBI's taxonomy places the organism in Eukaryota, Metazoa, Chordata, Actinopteri, Lampriformes, Lampridae.
UUGAUUUUCAUUUGUCCCCCUCGUCCGUUUUAUGAAUGACUUCAAUAGUCCGGGGACGCGCGUGUCCGGCCCGCACGCGGCCCGCGGAUCCCCCCCGGUCACUCUUUCGGCGGCGUGCACAUUUCACCGUAGCACCGACGCGCGGCAGCCAUGGCGGAGAGCGACGGAUGCGAUUACUUCCGAAGAACCAGCCUGUUUUGGAUCGUCGCCGUGACGGCCUCGAUGGGCUACUUCACCUGCACUGUAUUUAUGCCAGAAAAAAUCCCCUUUGAAAGCCUUCGCCAAUUUGGCACGUUGUGCAAAUAUCUUGUGGAUAAUUAUGCGGACCUCUUGUACAAAGGGUGGUGGGCCACUUGGGCUAUUCACCUGCUCGAAGCCUGUAUUGCAUUGAGGGUGUGCAGCAAAAAAGGCAUUGACAGUGUGACGACUCGCUUGCUGUGGUUCUUCCAGACAUUUCUGUUUGGUCUCGCCUCGCUGGGGCUGCUCCUCAAGUACAAACCGGAGCGCCCCAAACAGCAGUGACGCCAGCGGGAGAGGCCUGCCGAGCAACACCGCCUAAGCUGAACUACAAACGUUUUAUCUCCUGUUUUACAAGGCAUCGGUCCUUUUCCCUGUUUAGCUUCGUUUUGAAUAAUAACACUAAAGUCAAAGCUGAAAUUGGAUAAAUCAGGCGCCAAACAGUUUUUCUGAACUGUGUCCCGAUGCUGGACCUGUCACUGUCUCAUUCCAUUAGUUUUGCAAAGGAAACCUCUGAAAAGACCGUAGUUUUAAUUCUAAAGCUUUUAUCGUUCAUUUUUCAGAAUUAAGAGUUGUAUGCUGAUCUCAACAAGUAUUGCAAUUCACAGGGGGCCUUAUCGACACGCCGAAGUCGCUGCUGAAGUGCUCUGAUUCAGGUUUUUAGAGCGGCACAGCCUCUGUUUGUUUAACAGCCGUGUGAGAUGUGACCGCUUUCCAGUCAUCUCAUGAGGGAACUGUGAUGUUUACUCAAGUAUUCUGAACUAAUUUUAUUGCAAUAAUUAUGCACAAGUAUUACAGUCGUUAUGGGGAGGUGUGAUAGAAAUCAUAACCGUUUCCAUAAAUGCUUGGCACUUUCUGUAGAUAAUCACGUUCAUUUCAGACAAUGAUGAUAUUUGUAUCUUGUGUGCAUCUCUGGAGCCAAGCUUGCAGGACCAAAGGAUAAAUUGAUUGUAUUCAGGUGGCAAGCUCAUAUCAGACUCAGUAGGUAACAUGGAUGAAAAACCUUCAUAUUGACCUCUCCAACACCUCGCUGUUGCCUUUUUGAAGUGCUCUGAUCACUUACAGUUGUAGAAAAAGUACCCCCCCCCCAAUUUUUGAGCUGAAAACAUGUUUUGGGCCUAAGAUAGUAGAUCGAAUUACCCUCGUGAUAAAUUCUGCAAAAAAAAGAUGCAUUAAACAGCGACUUUUGAGGAAAAUAAUCUGAUGCUUUUUCUAACAUCCGGGGGGGGGGGGCACAUUAAGAUCAACCUCUUCCGUGUUUCCUGCGUGGGGGCAUCAAACUUGCCGAGACCCCUGUGACGUAGAGGACACACGGGGGGACCAGGGUGUCAGACCAAUAAAAUAUGAGCCAGCUCAACCCCCUGGGCCGACUUGUGAGAAGUUGGGGCGAGUUCUUCUUCUACAACACUGUCACCUUCAGUCUAACCCGCACCUCCAUCAUUCGCCUCGACAGCUACAUCUACACCUGUUUGUUUUUUUUAACCUUUUUCAAUAUGUGAGUAGGCAGAGACAGGCUAAAAACCAAGUGUUUACAUACUCUUUAAGCAUAAUUUUUACCGGAGUGGUUCUCUGAACAUACUGUGUGGAAAAAAUAAAGGGUGAUAUAUGAAUCAAA